UUUUACAUAGAACGCACCUGCAUAGCAACCGGAAUAAACUUAUUUUUUGGUCAAAUUAAUUUUCAGAGGAGGAAAACAAAAUGGAUCAAACAAAGAGACCAUUAUUAAUUCCACCAGAGUUUGCAACAUAUGCGGAACAGCAUGGAAUAUUUGAUUUAUAUAAAAGGUUACUGGAGCAGGUUAUUAUCAACAAGCCAGCAAAUCCAAUAGCAUUCAUGAUUGAGAUGCUGAAACGUGACAACAAUGAUGUUCCACAGAUUGUGAUUCUUGGACCACCAGCAUCUGGUAAAAGGACAAUAUCAAAGAUGGUGUCUAACAAAUUGCGUACAGCCCACCUUACACCAGACAACCUGGUGUCUGAGGCUGAGACAGACUUGAAAACAGAAGCUCAAGUGUUCAUCAAGAAAAACCAGACUUUGCCUACAGAUCUGUGGGUGAAGAUUCUUGAAGAGCGUAUGAAGCUGUUUGAUUGUGUGAAGAAAGGUUGGGUUAUGGAAGGAUUUCCACAGACACGGGAACAGGCUCAGGCUUUACAGGCAAUCGGCAUCUUUCCUAAACAUUGUGUAAUAUUAGAUUCUCCAGACACUGUACUGAUUGAGAGAGCUCAAGGGAAAAGGGUUGAUCCUACAAAUGGAGACAUAUACCACACCACAUUUGACUGGCCUAGUAAUCAAGAUGUUCAGAAUCGUCUGAAGGAAGUAGAAGGUUAUACAGAAGAAGAUAUGAUCAACAAAUUAAUUGUGUAUCAUCGGCAUUUUGAGGGCAUUUUUGACUGCUACCAGAAAUGCUCCAAAACUGUGAAUGCUGAUCAACCUAAAGCAGAUGUGUUUUCUCAAGUGUAUACAUUCUUGAGUGGCCAGACUCGUUCCAAUGCUCCACACACACCAAGGAUUGUGCUGCUAGGACCCACUGGAUCAGGGAAAGGAGUUCAAGCUUCACUUCUUGCAAAUAAAUAUAACAUUGUUAAUGUAUCCUGUGGCAACUUAAUGAAACAAGCAAUAGCUGAUGAGACCAAACAAGGCUUGGCUGCUCAGGCUUACAUUGACAAAGGCAUGAUGGCACCAGAUAACAUAGUGAUGACUAUACUGUCUGCCCGUCUGGCACAGUUAGACUGUGUGAGUAGAGGAUGGGUACUACAUGGAUUUCCUCGCACACGCGAACAGGCAGAAACCCUGACUAAAGAUGGAUUUGUACCUAACAGAGUUUUCUUCCUUGAUGUACCAAAUGAUUCUGUGAUGGAACGUUUGACUUUACGAGAGACAGAUCCUAUCACAGGGGAACGUUACCACAUGCUUUAUAACCCACCGCAAUCACAGGAUGUGAAAGAGAGGCUGUGCAAGCAUCCGUCUGAUACGGAUGAGAAAGUACGGAAGAGACUUGCUGAGUACCACACAUAUGUUGAAGAGAUUGCUGACUAUUACACAGAUGCUCAGCAUGUUAACGCAGAUCAAGAUCCACAUACAGUGUUUGAGUGCAUAGAAAGUAUGGUGGUCAAUCCAUUACCAAAGCAUUUCCCAUGAGACAUGAUGUUACCAUAGAAACAAUUUGUAAGACUGGAGGCAUUUCUAUUUCCUUUAUUAUGUGACAUAAUACUUGACAUAAUAGUUUGGCACUGUUAAACCAAGUGACUAAAUAUAGAAGUUGUGAAAUAUUGACAUUGAUUUCUUUUUUGUUUUAGCAGAAAUUCAAAAAUUGAGCUUGAACUUGAGGUCAUUGAUGAAGCAAACUUAUACUGGUAGAAUUUACACUGCAUACUUGUAUCAUUUUGGUAGAAAAACAAAAUACAGGCAUUUUUUUAACAAAGUGCAAAGGUAUUAUAUAUUCUUUGUCAUUAGAUUAACUUAAAAGGAAACCUUUAUGUUGAGUUUGUCUGGAAUAAAGUUUCAUACAAUGUAUAUUUAUUGUAUAUUUAUUUAUUAUUGACAGUGUCGUUACUUUUGACCAAUGUUUUAACAAUGAUUUAUCAAAGGUAGCCUUUUCAAAGUUUAAAAUAAUAAGAAGCAAUGUUAAAAGAAUGUCUUUACUUUUUUGCAUUUCUCAUAAGUGUGUUAGAUAUUAAGAGACACAUUCCUUAACUGCCAUUCAUAGGUUAUUUGUUCUGCGCUAAUAUUUCAACAUUUUCCAGUUUCUUCUUCAAAGUCUGUAAAAAUCAUUGUAGAGGAACCAUAUUUAACUCGAGUAAAUCACACAAGCUGACUUUUUUUACCAUAACUUAGAAAUGGAAUUGCUAUAAAAUUUUUACAUUUGAAGAAUUGAAAAUAUAAGUCUGGAGGAGUUCUGAUAAAUAAUAAAAUGCUACCAACAGAGAAAACGGACUUAUGACAUAGUGUUAUCCGUAUUUUGAUUAUUUCAUGAAUUCUGUUAAUGUGAUAUUUGUUGUUAAUGUUUAUAUUUGAUGUUGCAGGUUUAUAUUUACAAAAACAAGAAGCAUAUACGUACAUGCAUGUGAUAUUUUUCAAAUAAAGUUAAACAUAAUAAAUUAUAUAAAGAAAUAUUUA
This is a messenger RNA of Mercenaria mercenaria, 2498 nucleotides long. Its product is annotated as adenylate kinase 8-like. Gene Ontology annotation, cellular component: cytoplasm. Bases 81 to 1520 code for a protein of 479 amino acids. The transcript is spliced from 10 exons. The record is from RefSeq and is a predicted model, not a curated record. Gene Ontology annotation, biological process: nucleoside triphosphate biosynthetic process. NCBI's taxonomy places the organism in Eukaryota, Metazoa, Mollusca, Bivalvia, Venerida, Veneridae. Gene Ontology annotation, molecular function: ATP binding; nucleoside diphosphate kinase activity; AMP kinase activity.